This is a messenger RNA of Nematocida ausubeli, 2685 nucleotides long. RefSeq lists its product as uncharacterized. The transcript has a single exon. The coding region runs from base 1 to 2685 and encodes 894 amino acids. NCBI's taxonomy places the organism in Eukaryota, Fungi, Microsporidia. The record is from RefSeq and is a predicted model, not a curated record.
AUGAAAACACGUUCUUCCGUUAUUUGGAUCAAGGCAGUUGCCUUAAUCAGUGUUCUACUGAUGAGAACGCACAGAGCAGACAUGACAUUGGACGAGGUGGAGGCCACUCUGCAGUUUGAAAUUGAAACGGAUUCUUCACAAAUGGCGAUAAAUCCAGAUGGCCCUCUGAAUCUCCUCCGCGGAUACAUCUACCAGAAGAUGGACUGUAUGUACAACAAAAGGUUCUUUGCUCCGCAAAUUAAGACAGAGUACAGUUUAGAGGAAGAUAUAGAUGAGGAGAAUGAAGAUUAUACAUACACUCGAAAUGAACAAAAAGACAAAGCGUAUACAGCACAGUCAAAUAAUAAAACGGAUACAUAUACCGAAAAGUAUCACAAUCAUCUUAUUGAGCUGUUUCCAUCUCCAACUGGUGACAUAACAAUUGAGACACGAGGAAACCAGUCCUUUGUUCAGUUCCUUCGAGCAGAGACAACAGAAAAGCACUCUUUGCAGAUUCUGGCCAUGCUACUUCUUUUCUCUGAGGGAGUGGACAUUCCUAUUGAAGUCACCAACAGUGUACUAAAGGUAUAUGAAACAAACAAAAAAAACGAAAUAUACUUCACAGUCCCUAUGGAAAUCCCAUGGCUAAACCAUGUGGAAGACAAAGUACAAACAUUCCAACAGAAGAAAGUUAGGCAAAUGGUCAGCUUCUUCCAGAAGAAUGCAAGCAAACAUGAAGUGCUUAGCAUGAUGGAAGACAAAUGUACGAAAGAGGAAGUUAUGUCUGGAAAGUUCUUAGACAGCUCCAAGUUUCUGAUCCAGUCGUACAUAUUCGGGUUCAUAGACAGCGCAGAGCGUGCAAUUGAGUUUAUACAGGCAGUGCACACUAUGACAAAGAAGUAUGCACCAAAGAAAGAAGCGCCCAGCAAGGAUGACUCUGUAUACGACAGACUGUUUAAGCCUGCUGGAACUGCAGCAAACAUAGACUGCAUGUCAUUAAUGAAGAGUACUCAAGAGAUUUUAAAUAGAUAUCAGGUAUUUCCAUUUGCAGACAGCACGCAGCUUCCUUCAUACACAUCUGUCCCAUGGCGCGACCCGACAACAAAAGAGUUUUCUACUAACCGUUUGCAAAACUACAGCAACUGCGUUGAGUGCAUGAUUCUCUCCCUCUUCUGCUGCCUGGCCUAUGACCCAUCUGACUUUACGUAUAAAACUGACCACAUGGGGAAUGUCUCUAAAGAGCUUAAAGAAUUCUUCUCCCCAGAAAAUCAGCCAUUUGACACAACAAAGGCCAACUUUCAGAAGAGCUGGUGCAGAGUUGUUGCGUGCUUAGAUGAGCCUAGAAUUGCAUACUGCAAGAAAAGAAAUGAGCUAGACUGUGGCAUCAUAAACAUGCUCAUGGUUAUUGCUGAAAUAGUAAAUAUUUCUGAAGAAGAAAAAGACAAAGUAUUUGGCUUUGAACAGAGUUUAAAGGAGAAAAAAGAAGAAUUGGAUGAUAUACUGUGGGAUGAUAUAUUAUGGGAUGAUAUUCAAGAGUACACAAAGAUGCUACUUAAACGCCUAUCCAAGACAGGAACUGUAGAAAUAGAGCUUUCUGAGCUUAAAAGUAAUAGGCGUAUUAAUGGAAGACACGAUGUAUAUGGAAGGAUUACUAUGGUAUUUAAGCAAGAUGGCAUCAAGAACACGAUAGUCUUGGGGAUAUCUGAAGACCAUAGUACUAUUAAUAUGCAGCCUGUUGUUAUGGACUUCGAGGACGAUCGAAUAGAGAAAUUGAAUGAAAUUGCAGACAGCUGUAAAAAUGGAACAGAAUUUGUUGGAAACCUUUUUGCUGCAUAUAUUGAUUAUGAAAUAAGAAAACUCAACUGGGAUAAUAAAGAGUUUAUAAAGGCACAGGUGCGCAAGACCAUUGAAAAAAACUUCGCAGACAUAAAUAGGCUGCUUCUUAUAAAAAAGAUCAAUGACUUAAAUUAUAAGAGAGAAUUAGUUACCUGUUCUAUUGUGUACAGUAUGAAUCAAGAGCUAUCUCCUAAGCAUCCCAUUGCUCGGUUUACCUCCAACAUAAUAGGAAGCACAGAGCUAGAUAACUGGGAAAUUCAAUGGGAUGUGCUUCCCUCAAUUAUAUUCGCAGGCCUUCUUAAUAAAAACGGAAGCAGCCGCAGCUACCCGAAUAUAAAUCUGUCACAAGAAAUAUAUGACGCUAACAUGAAUGCUAUAAAAUACUAUAGAUUGGUUGAAUAUGUGCUAGAAUGUGAUAUAUCCACUUUUAUUGUAUGGAUUAAAUACUGCAUAGACAACCUUUGUUCAUAUAGUGAGGAAGGAAUUUAUGAAUUAAUAGAUUAUUCAGUGAUUAAACAUGUUGGAAAAUAUAUAUUUAAAGACCAAAACAUGCACUAUGCCAAUGCAGUUGAUGAGGCAAUAGCACAGAGCUAUCCCGAUAAAAAAGACUUGAUAUUAAACCAUCUUCACUGCAGAUGGUUCAUGUAUCUUAUUUCACAGAAAAACCCGAAUAUAGAGUUGGUUAAGGCUAACUUUGAUGCCAUUCAGAAUCUAAACUAUAUUUCGGAUAAUUUCAGAUAUUAUGAUAAAGAGAAAAUUUUCCGAAUCCUUACAGAAGAGCAAAAGGAACUUCUAUGCACUAGUGAAGACUCUAUUACCAAGUUUGACGAGCUUAUGCGCCAAUAUAAGCCAGAUCCUACCACUCCAUGA